Messenger RNA from Diuraphis noxia (Russian wheat aphid), 851 nucleotides. RefSeq names its product protein Abitram. Gene Ontology annotation, cellular component: filopodium tip; dendrite; nucleus. Gene Ontology annotation, biological process: regulation of actin filament polymerization; dendrite morphogenesis; regulation of filopodium assembly. NCBI's taxonomy places the organism in Eukaryota, Metazoa, Arthropoda, Insecta, Hemiptera, Aphididae. Gene Ontology annotation, molecular function: actin monomer binding; actin filament binding. The record is from RefSeq and is a predicted model, not a curated record.
UUAAGAGAUUUAAAUCUGAACUUAAUGUAAUCAUUUCAAUCRUUUAUUCAUUUUUAUAAAGCGAUUCUUUUCAAAUAAUCCGAAAUAAUAUUAAUAUUAUUAUUUAUUUAGAGUUUGAUCGCACCUUGAACGUAUCUAUAAAAUCGAACUUUCGUAUAACGUGUAGACUGUAAUAAAAAUGGAUAAACCGAGUGUAUACAACUUCGGUACCGACGACGAUUCAGUUCCAUCAAUAGAACAAUCCGUUGACAUAACUGAAGAUGUUCCACCGACUGUUGUUCAACGAUACUUUGAAUCUCGUUACGCAACAAACGUCAACGACAAACCUAACCAAGACUACAGCGUGUUAAUUCAUUCCAACAAUCUGUGCAUCUUGUCGUUGGCAUCCACGCAUGUUUUAAUGGGCAAAACCAUAAAAAAAAUAGAUUUCCAGGUGUCAGAGAACACUGAUCGCCUCAGCAACAUUAUGACAGGAAAAGGAAAACGAGGAGCUCAAAUUGUGCAGGCAGGGUCAACUCUAUGUAAGGUUUAUUGUUCGGACGGCGAAGAACACAAAAUACUAUCAGCCGUACCAGGCAAAUUGGUGCAAAUGAACAGCAAACUAGCAGAAACCCCAAAUAUCAUGUUGAACAAACCAGAUGAUGUUGGUUUUAUCGCAAUAGUGUUACCACAAAAACAAAGGUUUGAAAAAAUCAGAGACGGACUCAUGACUAAAGAACAAUACACAACUAGAAAUUCCACGGUUUGACAUGAAUUAUAUUUUUUUUUUUUUUUUUAAUGUGUACUAUUAUUUAAUAAAUAAAUAAAUUUCUUGAACAUACCUGUAACUAAGGAUUGUAAUUUAAAUUUAA